AUGGCGGCUCUUCAGAAUGGCGCGGCGAAUGGUGCGGCAAACGGAGAUGCUUUAAAGGCUCCUACUAGCACCCGAUUCUCCGAUAUCCCGUCCGCCAUCGAUAUCCCUGUCCAGGGCGACCAGGAAGACGAAGCGGUCGAAAUCGAUCUGGAAGACCUCGUCGAUGAUCCCACCGAGCUGUGUACUCUGUUCGAAAACGAGCAUGCGGCAAAGACAUAUUGGAUGACCGUCGCGUUGGCAUAUGCGAAGCAACGGAAAAUCGACCACGCCAUCGAGAUGCUGAUUCGAGGUGGCAACGCCAUACAGAGCGGCAACCCACGCGAUAAGGUUAGCAUGAUUUGCUGUCUCUGUUGGAUGUACUUGUGGAAAAGUCGAGAAGCUCCUCGUGUUGCGCCUGACGGUGUUCAUGUGUCGGAAGCCAAGACGAAAGAGUACUAUCUCCAGCUUGCAACGUCAUCCCUGAAUGACGCUGCACGUCUCAACCCAUCCUUCCCACCCAUCUUCCUUGCUCGUGGAGUGUUGCUUCUGCUCAGAGCUUCACUGCAAGGCCCAUCAAAGACAGCUGGAGGCCUAGGGACGGAGAAGAGCGAGCUUCUCAAGAAUGCCGCCAAGGCCUUUGAUGAUGCACUCCGAGUCUCUCAGGGCAAGAACAUGCUGGCGCUGAUGGGAAAGGCUCGCACCCUGUUCUCCAUGCACAAGUACCCCGAGGCAUUGGCUACAUACCAAGACGUUCUUCAGAAGAGACCUGACUUGGUGGAUCCCGAUCCUCGUAUCGGUAUUGGUUGCUGUUUCUGGCAACUUGGGUUUAAAGACGAUGCAAAGGUAGCCUGGGAAAGAUGUCUGGAAAUCAACCCCGACUCUAAGGUUCCUAACAUUCUCCUUGGUCUAUACUACCUCGAUGCCAGUGGUCACGUUCCGGUCAACAGCGACGAGUUCCUCAAGCUUUAUAAAACGGCCAUGAUCGAAUACACUCAGAAAUCAUUCAAGCUCGAUAAGGAGGUCCCCAUCACCUGCUCCACCUUCGCAGGUUACUUCCUGUCCCGAAAGGCGUGGGAUAACGCAGACAAGCUGGCUCACAAAGCCAUUCAAUACACUGAUGUCAACGCCGUUGCCAGUGACGGAUGGUAUCUGCUCGCGAGAAAAGCUCACUACAACGGUGAUUUAGAGCGUGCCAGUGACUACUAUCGUCGCGCCGACGAUGCUCGUGGAGGUACCGAGACUGGCUAUCUCCCAGCUAAGUUUGGUGUUGCACAACUGUCUGUCAUGAAAAAUGACCUGGGAGAGGCCAAGUUAAGACUGGAAAAAAUCAUCCAGCAGUCUAAAAACCACGAAGCCAUGAUUCUCCUAGGGACCAUCUACGCGGAGGAAAUAUUCACCAACCAGAACAGCGACAGCAAGGAGGAUAGGUCUGCGGAAAUGAAGAAGGCAAUUGCUUUGCUAGAGGGCGUCAGGAAUUCUUGGAAGGACCCAAAGAAGGCCCUAUCACCUGACGCUUCCGUCCUCCUAAACUUGGCCCGACUAUAUGAAACGGAGAACCCUGAAAAGGCUUUGCAGUGCUUGCAGCAGGUUGAGCAACUGGAACUCGAGCAAAUUCCAGAGUCUGAAAGACCAACCGAUGUACCCGAGGCUGAUCUUCAGGCGGCUCUUCGCAAGUUUCUUCCACCCCAGCUUCUGAACAACAUUGGUUGCUUCCACUCUCAGGCGGAGAAGCACGAUCUAGCCAGCGAGCUGUUUGAGGCUGCUCUAGGUGCGUGUAUGAGGGCCGGUGAGAAGGAUCCCACAAUGGACACCGACGCCUUGGUGACCACCAUUAGCUUCAACCUUGGUCGAAGCUAUGAGGCCCGUGGGCUGACGGACAAGGCCGUCGAGGUGUACGAGGGCUUGCUCAACCGCCACGACGAUUAUACUGAUGCCCGCACUCGGCUUGCGUACAUUAAACUCAGAAAGAAUCCCAACAAGGAAGGACCGGACGCUGUUGCAAAACUAUACCAGGAGAACACAGCUGAUCUGGAAGUCCGAGCCCUCUAUGGGUGGUAUCUCGGAAAGGUCCACUCCAGAAAGCGCCCUGCCAACAUUACCGAGGAUCACGAAUUUCGCCAUUACAAGCAUACGCUACAAAAUUACGACAAGCACGAUAGAUAUGCCUUGGUCGGAAUGGGCAAUCUUUAUCUCCUGCAGGCAAGAGAAAUGCGACGCGAAACAGAACAAGACAAGCAGAAGCGGAGUGCGACGUAUUGCAAGGCUGUUGAGUUUUUCGAGAAAGCUCUGUCACUCGACCCGAAGAACGCCUAUGCAGCUCAGGGCAUUGCAAUCGCUCUUGUGGAGGAUAAGAGAGACUAUAAAACGGCUCUCACCAUUUUCAACAAAGUUCGAGACACGGUCAAGGACUCUCAUUUAUACGUAAACUUGGGUCACAUUUUUGCUGAACUAAAGCAAUUCUCCAAGGCCAUUGAGCAUUACGAGAUUGCUCUAUCCAAAGAUGGCAAAGCAAAUGAUCCAGUUAUCCUCUCAUGUCUUGGCCGCACUUGGCUAAACCGAGGAAGAGUAGAUCGAGAUGUGGACUCGUACAAUAAAGCCCUUGAAUGCGCCAAAAAGGUAAGCUCAUUGCUUCGGUCUCUGGUCUCAGUAUCUCUUGCUAACAAGGACUCACAGGCGCUUGAGGUGGCUCCGGACCAAAUACAUUAUCAGUUCAACGUUGCUUUUGUUCAGAUCCAGCUCGUGACAACAAUUCAAGGCCUGCCCGAGAACAGACGGACGGCUGAGCAGCUAGAAGAGGCAUCUGAGGGCCUCGAAGCCGCCAUUGAGUCGUUAGAUAAGAUUGCUGCUCAUCCUCAAACACCUUAUCCCAAGCACGAUGUCGAACAGCGUGCCAACAUGGCCCGCAAUACGCUCCGCAAGCAGCUCGAGAGAGCACUCGGAAAGCAGAAAGAGUGGGAGGAGAAGAAUAAGGAGAAGAUCUCGGCCGCCAAAGAACAGCGAGAGGCCGAGAUGAAGAAGCGUGAAGAAGAACGGCAAGCAGUUCUAGAGAAGGAGCGAGAGCGACAAGAGAAGAUCAGAAAAGAACGAGAGACCAUUGCCGCGCGCGAUAGGGCCCAAGCAGAACAGCGAGCUGAGGAGGAACGAGCACGACAAGAGGCGGAGAUGACUACGGAUGAAGAGACUGGCGAGAAGAUUAAACGCAAGCGCAAGCCAGCACCACGUGCCCCUGCUGGUGAGGGCAAGCCGAAGAGAUCAUCGAAGAAGAAGAAGGUCGAUGCGGAUGAGGAUGAGGGCUCUGAGGAAGAGAACCACACCAAAAAGAGACGCCGUCUCACUAAGCGAGAGUCUUCCAAGUUCAAGUCGGCUGAAAUUGUGGUUGAUUCCGACGAGGAGGCCAACGAGGAUUACGACGACGAUGCUCUCGAGCGCGCCGAGAGGAACCUGGACAGAGACGAGACGCCUCUCUCCGAAGCCGACGAAGACGCUGCCGAAAAGAUGGACGUUGAUGACGAGGACAAGGGUCGCGGCGAAGGAGACGACGAUGAGGAUGUUGAUGCUCCCCGAAGCCAGGCCAAGAGGAGUCGCAGAGGCCGUGUGAUUGCAGAGAGCGAUGAGGAAGACGAAGACGCGGAGCCCAGCAGUGCUAAAUUAGAUGAGCGCGCUGCGGCCGUGGAUGAGGAUGACGAAUAA
Messenger RNA from Trichoderma aggressivum f. europaeum, 3669 nucleotides. RefSeq lists its product as uncharacterized. Gene Ontology annotation, cellular component: Cdc73/Paf1 complex. The coding region runs from base 1 to 3669 and encodes 1222 amino acids. Gene Ontology annotation, molecular function: RNA polymerase II complex binding. Gene Ontology annotation, biological process: transcription elongation by RNA polymerase II; regulation of DNA-templated transcription. The transcript has a single exon. The record is from RefSeq and is a predicted model, not a curated record. NCBI's taxonomy places the organism in Eukaryota, Fungi, Ascomycota, Sordariomycetes, Hypocreales, Hypocreaceae.